This is a messenger RNA of Carcharodon carcharias (great white shark), 2157 nucleotides long. Its product is annotated as D-beta-hydroxybutyrate dehydrogenase, mitochondrial-like. The coding region runs from base 74 to 1075 and encodes 333 amino acids. NCBI's taxonomy places the organism in Eukaryota, Metazoa, Chordata, Chondrichthyes, Lamniformes, Lamnidae. The record is from RefSeq and is a predicted model, not a curated record. Gene Ontology annotation, molecular function: oxidoreductase activity. The transcript has 6 exons.
CGCUGAGUGUAUUACGGUAGCCGCAGUGUGAGUCGGUGACCUUGCUGAGGGUUGUGUCGUUACAAUUGGUGCCAUGUACCGGGGUGUGAGUCGGGGUGUAACUGCCGCGCUGUGGAGGGCAGCUCCUCCCGUACUGAGUAGGGUGCAGCCAGCUAUUUGCAUCACAGCUGCUCGAUCGCUUGCAAGCCAGCCAGUAGCGAGCAAAGGCAAAAGUGUCGUCAUUACAGGGUGUGACACUGGAUUUGGAUUUUCCUUGGCACAACACCUGCAUGAAAAAGGAUUCAAAAUAUUUGCAGGAUGCCUGUUAAAGGAUAAAGGUGGGGAAGGGCCAAAGAAGUUGGAGGAUAUGAAGAGUGAUCGGAUGGUUGUUGUCCAGUUAGAUGUUUGCAAAGAUGAAGAGGUGGCAAGAGCAGUGGAGUUUGUGAAAGAACAUUUAACAGAUACUGAAAAGGGUCUUUGGGGUUUGAUUAACAACGCUGGUAUCUCCACCUUUGGGGAAGUAGAGUUCACCACCUUGGAUACCUAUAAGCAGGUUGCAGAGGUUAACCUGUGGGGAACUAUCCGUGUCACCAAAGGUUUCCUUCCCUAUAUUCGUAGAGCAAAAGGUCGUGUGGUUAACAUCACAAGUAUGCUGGGACGGAUGGCCAAUCCUGCUCGUUCCCCUUAUUGUGUCACCAAGUUUGGAGUGGAGGCAUUCUCGGACUGCUUGCGCUACGAGAUGCACCGCUGGGGUGUUAAAGUUAGUGUUGUUGAACCUGGUAACUUCAUAGCCGCUACCAAUCUUUACAGUCCUGAACGUGUCAAAAUGAUCACAGAAAAAAUGUGGAAUGACCUGCCGGACAUUAUCCGUAAGGAUUAUGGGAAGGAAUACUUUGAUCAACAGAUUUCAAAAAUGGAAUCUUAUGUUGGGGGUGGUUCGUCAGACACAUCAAUAGUGAUUAACGAUGUCACGCACGCACUGACCUCUGCAUCCCCAUACACCCGCUACAAUCCAAUGGAUUACUACUGGUGGUUGAGAAUGCAGAUUAUGACUCACUUUCCAGCUGCUAUAUCUGAUCGAAUAUACAUUCAUUGAAGUGAUUAUAAACAGAGAACUCGUAUGUUAAGAAUGCAUUGUACCUUCUUACUGAUCAAAAUAAUAUAUGACGAUUAUGGCAGUGUUUAAAUAUAAUAUUUACACAAUGAAAUCACUGAACAGAAUGUGCUGUUCUAUAAACUCUUGUUAGUGAUUGUCAUGACUUGAAUAUUUCCGGUUCUAACCAAUUACGAUGGUGGUUGUGGCCACUGUUCAGGUACCAAAUUUGCAAAUCUGCUCCAUGAUGACACAGAAGGUUCAAGCCCUGAUCUGGCUUCAGAAAUGCAAUUUUGUCAAUUACUCAGGGAGGCUGUUUCACACCUCAUAACCUUAAUUUUGAAUGGAAGGCAGAAUUAAGUCUUGCUCAAAAAAUGCUGGGGGCAGGUACUUAGAAACUCGAGCAUUUUCCUUAAUGUUUUGAGAAUGCUGAUACCAAUGCCUGUAUUGUACAACCAUCUGCCAACCAGGAGCUAAACUCCACAAGUGUAAGAAAGCAAUUGUAGCUAAGUGGUUUAGAUUUGGUAUAGCAGUCUGGGAAUUGAUUCACUAGUUAUCAGUCUCAUACUUAUAUUGCAUUAGUGUCACAUUACAUAUUUGUUCUGGUGGAAAUUCGAGCACUUUACUACAUUGAAAAACCCAGACUGCACUUUGUUUUCAUGUGACUGCAUAUAUUAAGAUCUGUUCAGGCUCCUUAAAAGACUGAGUUUGAAGUAAAUUGUGUAGAUUUUAUUUUUGACAUGCCUUUUUACACUUAGCCAAGCAUUUUAAUUAGUGUUUUUUUUUAAAUAAGUGGAAUCUCAUCCCCUGAAUUGGUGCUGUAUAACUUACCCAGAUAUCUUGACAUGAGUAUGAUUUGUUUGCAUUUAAGGGAACUUCAGUGAAAUUGUAUAAAUUAACAUUUUUAACAAACCUGAAAGUGCUGAUCUACAGCAUUUAUUUAUUGGAAUUAAAUUGAAAAGUUGCCUUUGUCUCUAUUCUAUAAGAUCACUUCAAAAAUAGUGUUUAAAAAUGUUUUUUGGUUAAUUAUAUGUAAGGUUCCCAGUUGAUUCAUUAGAAAGGAAAUAAAAUUGCACUGAACAAAA